AUGUCCAGAAGUCAACCUCUCUUCAGUGGAGGCAUGUUCCAGGUCCUCGGCUCCGAUGCCGACCAUCAUGAAGAAGAAGAAGAAGAAGAGCCCGAGCUCAUUGAGACGUCGCCAAAAGACUCUCAACAGACAACUACCUCAGCAACCCUGUCCAAGUCCGCUCGAAAGCGUCUGGCCAGGCUUGCUGCAAAGACUCCCGGCCGUACCCCGAGCAACAGUCAGAAAGGCGACGACUCGGUGACCACUUCCGACGAGAGCGAUCCUUCUUCACCCAAUGAGAAGGCUGGCUUUUUGGAAGCUCCUCAGCCUGUUGCCAAGCUGGCUCGGGAUGCCUCGGCAGUCGAGCCUGUUCAGAGUGGUUCCAUCGAGGCUCCCUAUAAGGGGUCGGCUGCCGAUACCCUCGGUGAAGCUUCCACGAAGCUCGAAGGUAACCGCAAGGCUACCAGCUCCAGUGGAAGGUCUACCAAGAGCGACGAAAAGGAGUCUGGAUUGGCUGCUUCGCCGGUUGCUCCUGCUCCCGUGCCCAUGGCAUCUAGCCCUCCUUCGUCUGAGUUCUCUCCCUCGCUUCCUGAAUCAUUACCUCAGCCCACCGGGCAAGCCCUUCCUGCGAACCGUAAGAGGAAAACCCCCCAGGAUUUCACGCCUGCGGGCCCUGGCAAUCUCAUGAGCCCCGCGAGUUCCAACAAAAUUGCUGUCAAGUUCGAGGAUGGACUUUCGCCCGGUGAGGGCAAAGAAGGAGAGAAAAUCAUUGCACCCAAGAAGGACAGGAAUGCCAUGGAGAGGACUGUGUGGACUUUUAUCAUGGUUGGCGGAUUCAUCACUCUUCUUUGUCUUGGUCAUCCAUACAUGAUCCUUUUGGUCAUGCUUUGCCAGGCUCUUGUUUACAAAGAGAUCACUGCUCUCUUUGACUUGCGCGAUCAUGGAGGUGAUGUGACUACGAGUGAGAAAGAUGAGAGCUGGAGCAAGACCCUCAACUGGUACUUCUUCGUGGUCACAAACUAUUUCCUCUACGGCGAAUCGAUCAUCUAUUACUUCAAGCACAUUGUGUUUGUCGAUGCUUACUUUAUUCCAUUCGCUCGAAACCACAGAUUCAUCAGCUUCAUGCUCUAUGUUGUUGCAGGAUUCGUUGGAUUCGUCGGCAACCUUCAGAAGCAACACUUGCGCCAACAGUUUGCGUUGUUCUGCUGGGUCCAUAUGACACUUCUCUUGAUCGUAGUCUCCAGCCAUUUCAUUGUCAACAACAUUCUGGAAGGGCUUAUUUGGUUUUUUGUUCCGGCUUCAUUGGUCAUCUGCAAUGAUAUCAUGGCCUAUGUAUGUGGCAAAAUGUUUGGCAAAACUCCUCUCAUCAAAUUGAGUCCCAAGAAGACUGUGGAAGGAUUCGUGGGAGCCUUCAUUUGUACACUGUUAUUUGGAUUCUUCUGGGGAACGUUCUGGAUGAAGUUCCCGUACAUGAUUUGCCCUGCGCGAGACCUGGGAACAAAUGUUUUCUCCCAGUUAUCCUGCAGGCCCAACCCUGUUUUUGUCUGGCGGCAAUUCGAGUUCACUGGUGCUGCGGGUAAAGUUCUGGAGACCAUCCUUGGCCACCCUGCGCCUUCUUUUCCCUAUGCCCCUUUCCAGAUUCAUGCUCUCGUGAUGGCCACUUUCGCCUCCCUCGUCGCUCCUUUUGGAGGCUUCUUCGCGUCAGGCUUCAAGAGAGCCUUUAAUAUCAAGGACUUUGGCCACUCUAUCCCCGGACACGGCGGUAUGACUGACAGAAUGGACUGCCAAUUCAUGAUGGGACUCUUCUCCUACGUCUACUAUAGCUCCCUCAUCCGAAUCCAAUAUGUCACCCCAGGGUCCAUCAUGCAGACGGUGGUGACGUCGCUGUCUCCCAAUGAGCAGGUGGAACUCCUUGCAGACUUGGGUAAAUUCCUCAAGGGGCAAGGCCUUCUCUAA
Molecule: messenger RNA, 1935 nt
Organism: Cryptococcus wingfieldii CBS 7118
Lineage: Eukaryota; Fungi; Basidiomycota; Tremellomycetes; Tremellales; Cryptococcaceae
Product: phosphatidate cytidylyltransferase
Exons: 12
Coding region: 1-1935 (644 amino acids)
Cellular component (GO): endoplasmic reticulum membrane
Molecular function (GO): phosphatidate cytidylyltransferase activity
Source: RefSeq, a predicted model, not a curated record